This is a messenger RNA of Neogale vison (American mink), 769 nucleotides long. It is a transcript of the gene LCN9, whose product is annotated as lipocalin 9. Lineage: Eukaryota; Metazoa; Chordata; Mammalia; Carnivora; Mustelidae. The record is from RefSeq and is a predicted model, not a curated record. Gene Ontology annotation, molecular function: small molecule binding; odorant binding. The coding region runs from base 67 to 639 and encodes 190 amino acids. The transcript has 7 exons.
GAGCCACUAUCCAGGAGAGACUCCCUCUCAGCGACUGUGGGGAAGACAGUACCCUCUCCUGCCAAGAUGAAGCUGCUGUUGCUGGGUCUGGGGCUGAUUCUAGUCUGUGCCCACGAGGAAGGAAAUGAUGUUGUGAGAAGAAACUUCGAUGAUUCGCAGAUUUCUGGAUAUUGGUAUUCCAUUCUCUUGGCCUCUGAUGUCAGGGAAAAGAUAGAAGAAGGUGGUAGCAUGAGAGUUUUUGUGAAACACAUCGAAGUCCUGAGCAAUUCUUCUCUGCUCUUUAACAUGUAUACAAAAGUGGAUGGAAAGUGUACUGAAAUUUCUCUGGUUACUGACAAAACAGAAAAGGAUGGUGAAUAUAGUGUUGUGUAUGAUGGAUACAAUUUAUUUAGCAUUGUUGAAACAGACUACACUGACUAUAUUAUAUUUCAUCUUGUGAAUUUCAAGGAGGAGCACACAUUCCAACUGAUGGAACUCUAUGCUCGAGAACCAGACGUGAGUGAAGAAGUCAAGAAAAGGUUUGUGAAAUAUUGCCAAAAACAUGGAAUUGUUAAGGAAAACAUACUCGACCUGACCAGAGUUGAUCGCUGUCUCCAGGCCCAGGGGAGCGAAGAGGACCAGGACUCCAGUGCUGAGUGAAUACUUCCUCAUCUGGGCUCCAGGAUCUUCCCUUCCAUGGUCCCCACGCCAUCUAGUAACAAGUUUUGAUUUCCAUUAUCACUUGUGGAAGAAUUAGCUCUGUCUGCACUUUCAGGAUCCUCCCUAAUUG